CCACCUCCUCCUCCUCCUCCACCACCACGACCACCACCAACACCACCACCUCCUCCUCCUCCUACAUCUCCUCACUCUCUCUUCCGAUCUUGUGUUCACUUAUCGCGUUCGAUCUCUCCUCCCUCUGUGAUUCCCUAGGAAACCCUAUCAUCGGCCUGAUACCACCGCGCUUAGCUUCCCCUCGCAUACUGUCGCGCAGGUCACUGCCGCCGCCUUGGUCGCCGGAGAUACCUGCGCAAUCGGGCAUGGUGUACAGGAUCUCCAUAAGAUCAGGAGUUCCCCAAGCUUAGUGUGAGUUUGACUUGUAUGGGGAUAGGAUGCCUGAGCUGCAAAGUGGAAUGCGACAAGGUCGUUUGAGAUCAAAGAAACUUGAAGAUAUUCCAGCUCCAUCACAGCUCCGAGCAGAAAGCCCGGUAUUGCCGGCCACAAAUCGAAGGCGUGGUGUCGCUGGGAGGGGAAGAGCCUCCAAGACUGCAGCAGUAGCUAAAGUGCCUCGACCAGCACCAGGCCGUCGGGCAGUUGGUGGGAGAGGGAGAGGCAUCCAGCUGAUUGAUUUAGACCCUCCUGAUCAGCCUUGCGAGAUGUUGCCUAGGGCUGCUCUAGGAGGAGUCGUUCAGCCUGUGCCUGGUGUUGCACAGGAUUUCAUUUUGAACCAAGAAGCUGAGCGAAUUCCUGCAAAACUUGCAGAUUUGGCAAUGAAUGGUGGAAGUGCUGAAAAGGCUAUAGGAGUUGAGGAUGAAGCUACUACAACUCCUGUCCCUGAACAGGUCCAAGUAGGUAAUUCACCUGUAUAUAAGGUAGAAAGGAAAUUGGGGAAAGGAGGCUUUGGCCAAGUGUAUGUUGGCCGUAGAGUAUCUGGUGGAACGGAACGAAUGGGUCCAGAUGCUUAUGAGGUGGCUCUUAAAUUCGAACAUCGAAGUAGUAAAGGUUGCAACUAUGCCCCACCAUAUGAGUGGCAAGUAUACAACACUCUUAAUGGGUGCUAUGGAAUUCCUUGGGUUCACUAUAAGGGACGUCAAGGAGAUUAUUAUAUUCUGGUUAUGGAUAUGCUUGGUCCUAGUCUUUGGGAUGUCUGGAAUUCUGUUGGUCAAACAAUGACCCCAAAUAUGACUGCCUGCAUAGCUGUGGAGGCCAUUUCAAUUCUGGAGAAACUUCACUCAGAAGGAUUUGUGCAUGGAGAUAUUAAACCAGAGAACUUUUUACUCGGGCAGCCAGGAACUGCUGAUGAAAAGAAACUUUUCCUUAUUGAUCUUGGUUUGGCAUCAAGAUGGAAAGAAACUUCAUCUGGCCAGCAUGUUGAAUAUGAUCAAAGACCGGAUAUUUUUAGGGGAACAAUCAGGUAUGCAAGCGUACAUGCACAUUUAGGACGUACAGGUAGUAGGAGGGAUGACUUGGAAUCAUUAGCCUACACAUUGAUAUUUCUCAUUAGGGGAAGAUUACCUUGGCAAGGUUACCAGGGAGAUAACAAGAGCUUUCUUGUUUGUAAGAAGAAAAUGGGUUCGCCUGCAGAACAACUAUGCUGUCUCUGUCCAGCCCCAUUCAAACAAUUUCUAGAGGCUGUGACAAAUAUGAAAUUCGACGAAGAACCAAAUUAUUCAAAGCUUAUUUCUCUCUUUGAUAGUUUGAUUAACCCAUGCACUUUCUUGAGACCUAUCAGGAUUGAUGGAGCUCUAAAGGUUGGGCAGAAACGAGCUCGAUUGCUUGUAAACCUUGAAGAGGAUGAGCAACCUAAGAAAAAGUUCCGAUUAGGAAGCCCAGCAAGUCAGUGGAUUUCUGUUUACAAUGCUAGGAGACCCAUGAAACAGAGAUACCACUAUAAUGUAGCAGAUGGAAGACUUCAACAACAUAUAGAAAAGGGAAUGGAAGAUAAUCUAUAUAUCAGUUGUGUGGCAUCUUCUUCAAAUCUCUGGGCCCUUAUUAUGGAUGCAGGAACAAACUUUUCUUCCCAGGUUUAUGAAAUAUCACCUGUAUUCUUGCAUAAGGAGUGGAUUAUGGAGCAAUGGGAGAAGAAUUACUAUAUAAGUGCGAUAGCUGGUACAAACAAUGGGAGUUCAUUAGUUGUGAUGUCCAAAGGAACCACUUAUACUCAGCAAUCCUAUAAAGUUAGUGAAUCAUUUCCUUUUAAGUGGAUCAAUAAGAAGUGGAAAGAAGGAUUUCAUGUUACAUCCAUGACUACGGCAGGGAGUCGCUGGGGGGUAGUCAUGUCAAGGAACUCUGGCUACUCUAACCAGGUAGUAGAAUUGGAUUUCCUUUAUCCCAGUGAAGGUAUCCAUCAAAGAUGGGAAAGAGGUUAUAGAAUAACUUCUACUGCGGCUACUCCUGAUCAAGCCGCUUUGAUUUUGAGCAUACCAAAAAGGAAAAUGAUGGAUGAGACACAGGAAACACUUCGAACUUCUUCCUUCCCAAGCAAUCACGUGAAGGAAAAAUGGGCAAAAAAUCUCUACAUUGCUUCCAUAUGCUUCGGUCGAACAGUGUGCUGAUACUUGAGCUGGCCUACACUUCUGAGACUGAAAGGAAGCAUAUUGAAGUUGCUCUAACUCGAAAAAGUCUUCAGCGAAGUGCAUCAUACAUGUCUGGCGUCGAUGUUCAUCAUGAGUUGAAUCAAGGAAUGAAACAGGGGCUAGCUGGUAUCUUCUCACCCUGUCAUCUAAUGUGUGUUCUAGAAUUCGAUUCUGGUAGUGGCUACAGAUCCGAAAAUACGAAACCUAAAUGUUUUGUUGCCUCAUCUGUAAUGCAACUGAGAACAAAGGUCAGGCUUUCAGUCUAUGUGGCACUUGUUCUCACCCAAGUGAAAUGGAAAAAAGAGCUAUUUUGGUUUCUGUAUUUUCAAGAACAUUUUGUUUUUAAUAAUUAGUGAUGGAUAACUAUUUAAAUA
Molecule: messenger RNA, 2875 nt
Organism: Zingiber officinale
Lineage: Eukaryota; Viridiplantae; Streptophyta; Magnoliopsida; Zingiberales; Zingiberaceae
Product: casein kinase 1-like protein HD16
Exons: 17
Coding region: 318-2480 (720 amino acids)
Biological process (GO): signal transduction; peptidyl-serine phosphorylation; endocytosis
Cellular component (GO): nucleus; cytoplasm
Molecular function (GO): protein serine/threonine kinase activity; ATP binding
Source: RefSeq, a predicted model, not a curated record